Molecule: messenger RNA, 933 nt
Organism: Scylla paramamosain (green mud crab)
Lineage: Eukaryota; Metazoa; Arthropoda; Malacostraca; Decapoda; Portunidae
Product: NADH-quinone oxidoreductase subunit B-like
Exons: 4
Coding region: 137-754 (205 amino acids)
Biological process (GO): mitochondrial respiratory chain complex I assembly; aerobic respiration; electron transport coupled proton transport
Molecular function (GO): 4 iron, 4 sulfur cluster binding; NADH dehydrogenase (ubiquinone) activity; quinone binding
Source: RefSeq, a predicted model, not a curated record
GUAAAUGGGUAACCUUUAUGCAUUCAUGCAGGUUAGGUAGUGAGGUUUAUCAAUACUACCGAAAUUAUAACCAAGCCUAAACGCACUCUCGUCAGCCUGGAGGAAGUGGAGACGUAAUCGAGGCAGCAGGACUAGGAUGGCUCUCACUGUGUGGCGUGGUGGUGUGCCACAGCUAACAAGAGCUGUGAGUGGUGCCGUUGUGGUGGCUGCACGAAACAAAAGUGCCACUGCCAGUCCUGCUCCCGUCAAGUACAAGCCUUAUUCACCCUUCCAGAACACCUCUAAUGCUGCUGAGUAUGCAGUUGCCAGACUUGAUGAUUUACUCAAUUGGGGCAGAAAGGGAUCACUGUGGCCCUUGUCCUUUGGGCUUGCAUGCUGUGCUGUGGAGAUGAUGCAAUGUGCUGCAUCUCGAUAUGAUGUGGAUCGGUUUGGUAUUGUGUUCCGUGCUUCCCCCCGCCAGGCUGAUGUUAUCAUUGUGGCAGGAACACUUACCAAUAAGAUGGCACCAGCACUCAGGAAAGUCUAUGAUCAGAUGCCUGAGCCAAGAUGGGUGAUAUCAAUGGGAUCUUGUGCAAAUGGUGGAGGAUAUUAUCACUAUUCUUACUCUGUUGUGCGAGGUUGCGAUCGCAUCCUUCCUGUUGACCUGUAUGUGCCAGGUUGCCCACCCACAGCUGAGGCUCUGCUUUACUCCCUCCUGCAGCUACAGCGCAAAGUAAAGAAUAUGAAAACCUUGCAGAUGUGGUACAGGAAGUAGCAGAAUAAAAUAUUGAUUUGUUAUUAUUACUUAUUGUACAUAGUUUCAGUAUCAUGGAAGGUAUGAGAUGCUCAGUGAAAAUAUUUUCAGCCUAGAUUCAUCCAUGAAUAAUAUUAUAUUAUUUAUAAAGUGACAUGCAGAUUUUGAUUGUGGUUAAAAUACAUGGACUUGUAAUUUAG